CUCCCAUGAUGCCUUAAGUGGCGGCGGUCUUCCUGUGGCUUGCGCCCAGGUGUACCGGCAGGCGAACUACAACUCCCGCCGUGCUUGGUGCGGCGACGGUUUCCGGUUGGGCGGGUUUCCGGUUUCUCAGUCUAACCGUCGCGGCUCGCGCCGGCCGCCCUCGAGCGAUCGUGGCUUUUGAAUUGUUAACGGUCCCUGGUUAAAACUUUACUUUCAUUUGAUCUUCUCCCUUUUCGGAGCGUUUACGCACACAUUUUUUUCCGUCUCUGUGAACGAAUUAACCUUUGUCAAAGAAGAAAGGAAAUAUAUAAAUUCCCUCACCGUCUGCGAAGGGAGUUUGUGCUUUUUUUUUCCGCGGCCUUCCCCCCCCCCCCCUUUCCCGGUGUUGAGGAGAUUUUCCUAAAGUCUCCUCCUCCUCCUUCUUCCCUCCUUUCGGCCCCGGAUUCCGGGUCCCCUGUCCGGCUGCCGAGAUGGGCUGCACCAUGAGCGCCGAGGACAAGGCGGCGAUGGCCAGGAGCAAAAUGAUCGACCGCAACCUGAAGGAAGACGGCGAGAAGUCAUCCCGGGAGGUCAAACUUCUGCUGCUGGGUGCAGGAGAAUCUGGGAAAAGUACGAUUGUAAAACAAAUGAAAAUCAUUCAUGAGGAUGGGUACUCUGAGGAGGAGUGCAAACAAUAUAAAGCAGUGGUUUAUAGCAAUACAAUUCAGUCUAUCAUUGCUAUAAUCAGGGCCAUGGGACGUUUGAAGGUUGAUUUUGGAGACCCAACAAGAGCAGAUGAUGCCCGCCAGUUGUUUGUCCUAGCAGGAACUACAGAGGAAGGGAUCAUGACAACAGAACUUGCAGGAGUUAUCAAACGAUUGUGGCAAGAUGGUGGUGUUCAGGCUUGUUUUGGUAGAUCCAGAGAAUAUCAGCUGAAUGACUCUGCAUCAUAUUAUUUGAAUGAUUUGGAUAGAAUUUCCUUACAAGGCUACAUCCCAACUCAACAAGAUGUUUUGAGGACCAGAGUGAAAACUACAGGCAUAGUGGAGACGCACUUCACCUUCAAAGAUUUGUAUUUUAAGAUGUUUGAUGUAGGCGGUCAGAGAUCAGAGCGGAAGAAGUGGAUACAUUGCUUUGAAGGUGUAACUGCAAUAAUUUUCUGUGUGGCUCUGAGUGAUUACGAUCUUGUGCUUGCUGAAGAUGAGGAAAUGAACCGAAUGCAUGAAAGUAUGAAACUUUUUGAUAGCAUUUGCAACAACAAGUGGUUUACAGACACAUCCAUUAUUCUGUUCCUAAAUAAAAAAGAUCUGUUUGAAGAGAAGAUUAAGAGAAGUCCUCUAACAAUUUGUUACCCAGAAUAUACAGGAUCCAACACAUAUGAGGAAGCCGCAGCAUAUAUUCAGUGUCACUUUGAAGAUCUGAAUAGACGAAAAGAAACCAAAGAAAUCUACACUCAUUUCACGUGUGCCACAGAUACCAAGAAUGUGCAGUUUGUUUUUGAUGCAGUGACAGAUGUCAUCAUCAAAAAUAACUUGAAGGAAUGUGGAUUAUACUGAGGCUUGUUAUCGAGAGCAGACCCAGGUUUGAUUUUGUGAAUAAAAAGAAGCCUGUAGGUGGACCAUUGUAUUCCCUGGUUAUGCUGCCUGGCAGAAGUUAGAAACAAAAUGACUGACGUCAUGAGGGAGGCUGCAUGCAAGAUAUUCAAUACUAACUAUGUAUUAUGAACACAUUUUUUAAAAUUGUGCUUUAGUGUGAAAUGAGUAAUGUACAUAAUGUACUGUUACUGAUUCAGCAUUGUGUUUGAAAAAAACAUUUUGCUGCUUUUGUUUCCAGUUCUUUUUGUCUUUGAUAUGUUAAUAUGCAAUUGUAUUGAAUGGUCAAAAGGUGACACAAUCUAUGAUCGAGGUUACUUUUUGGAUGGUGUUUCAUUUGUUUUUGAUCCGUAUUGCAAAAUAUAGCUAAAUUUUGUAGAGAGAAUUAUUGGAAGUUUUGUUAUAACUGAUCAUCAGUGCUUUCAUUCAUUCUAAAUGACAUUUGGACCAAUAUGAAAUUCAAGGAUUGUAUUAAAUUGUAUUUCUUUUUAACAUGUACAAAAUUAUGCUCUGUGACAUUGAUAGUAGUACUGAUUAGUCCAGCAAGAAGAGAACGUAACAUAUUUCUGUAGACCAAAACCAGUGCAAAUUAUUUCAAGUGUAUUUGUCCAUUUAGAAAGCAAUAUAAAGAUCCACAGAACAUAGUGACUUGUAAACUGAUGAUUUAGCAAUUUAGUAUUACCCUCCAGCUGUCGUAAAAACUGUGCUGCCAUUGAAAUUUCAAGUGCCAUCUAUUGUUCAACGUUUGCCAAAUAUAAAAACAAUACAUGACUUAAAAUUAGUAAAUUAAAAUCAAACCAAACCUUUUUUCUAACGAAUCACCCACUGUUUGCUGUAUUUUACCUACUUUUAUUUCUGACCCGAAAUCUGUUGAUUUUGUUUUAAACUCAGUAAUUUUGGUCUGGUACUCGAUUAAACUGAGUUCGUACUUCCUGUUCAUAUCAGAAUGUUAAUAGAAAUAACCAUGACUUAAAAAGAAUUUUGGAUAUCAUAGUUAUGAACUGUGAAGUAGGAUUGUACUUCUCUCACUAGAUUAUUUUUAUAAUAUAGCACUGCCAUAUAGACUACAAGAAAUAAAACAAUAAUUAAAAACCUAACCAGUAUAUAUUUUAAAAACGUGAUAGUUCUGUCGGAACUCUUUAUCCUCUGAAAAAAAGCUAUGUACCCCAAGCAUACAAACAGCCUCCGCCACAGUUGUUCAUAACAUCAUGGUUGGUUUGCUUACCAUGGUACUGUUAAAUAUUGCCAUGUUUAUAACAAGGAAAUGCUGGGAACCCUGUUUGAAAGUGCAGGUUAUGUUGUUCCCUUACCACUGCACAUUUCACACAGUUGUCACGUUUGAGUUACAUUGAAGAUGACGAGUCCCUUUUUUUUUUGAAAGAUAGCUCUGAAAGUUCAUCAAGCAAGUACAUUUUCCAUUCCAAUCCAUUUUUAUGAUCAUUAGAUUAUAUAUAUUUAUUGUCAAGAAUUGGUAUCUUUGUUAACAGAUUUUUUUCCUACAUGAAUUGCUAGUGUUCUUGCUCUAGGGCCUCAAACCUAUGUUAUGCAAAGACAGUUCUAGAGAAAUGAUGGUUGUGAAUGAUGGAACGAAUUGCGAUUUUUAAAUUGGCAUUUUAAGUGACUCAAUUAAAACGAAGUUGAAACCUUGCUGUUCGUGAAGCCUGGCUUUAAGUCCCAUGGUGAUUGCAUUUCUAAAUGGUCAUGUUGUACAUUAUUGUUGUAUUAAAGAUAUACUUUUAGCAUGGCAAGUUUUCUACAUUUUUUUUCAUUCGUUGCCCCUCCUGAAUGAACAAUUUUUUGUUUUUCUAUUAUUCUUAUAUCUGAGACCAGGGUGGACUUCCUUCUGUGACCUGUCACUCUGCUGGGAUCGGCAUUGUACUUUGAAGAAUUUUCUGUACAUAACCUGUGAUGUCACAUUCAUUAUUAUUUACAAGGGACUUUGAUACAUAUUUGGUAACAAAAUUUUAAGGGAAUGGGAAGUUGGACGCUUGGACCUAAAUAGACAUGUCGAAUAAUGGCUUCUUCUGUUCAGUUUUGAUUUGUGCAUCUGGACAGCAGUCCUUUUCACAGGCAUUGAUUUGUGGCUCAUGGAAUCUCAUGUGGGAGGAUGGGAAGGAGAUUACUUUAAAAAAUUUAAGUGGACAGUUGAUGAGUUGCAUGUAGUACAAGCUAAACAAAAACUUGGUGACCUUCAUUAUCCUUUUCCAUGAUUGCAGAUUUCAUCUCUGAGAUAUCUUUGGAGAAAAAUUACCCAAUAUGUAUUUAUUCAUGAUUAAAUGUUAAAUAAAACAAUUCAGUGGGAAAAGUAAUCAAUGCAUUCUCUAAGACAGUGUUGAUCUCUGUAGAUAUUGCCAUGCAUUUUAAGAAUAAAGGCAGUUGCCUGUUGUACUUUUGAA
This is a messenger RNA of Chiloscyllium plagiosum (whitespotted bambooshark), 3967 nucleotides long. RefSeq names its product guanine nucleotide-binding protein G(i) subunit alpha-3. Gene Ontology annotation, cellular component: cytoplasm; heterotrimeric G-protein complex. The record is from RefSeq and is a predicted model, not a curated record. Gene Ontology annotation, molecular function: GTP binding; GTPase activity; G protein-coupled receptor binding. NCBI's taxonomy places the organism in Eukaryota, Metazoa, Chordata, Chondrichthyes, Orectolobiformes, Hemiscylliidae. Gene Ontology annotation, biological process: G protein-coupled dopamine receptor signaling pathway; adenylate cyclase-modulating G protein-coupled receptor signaling pathway.